UUUUUUAAAUUUCUCUCUUUCUUUCCUAUUUUUCCCUAACCAAACAUAUAAUCAUGGUCCAAGAUCUUCUUAUAACGCGAAGAGCAACCUAACCUAGUAGUCAAAGAAAUCCCCAAUCAACUGAGAGACAGCUAUGAAGUCCCAAAUGAAGAAAAAAAGAGUGACUCCCAUUCCCAACACUCCUUGCAACGUGGCGGAAGGUUCCUGCAGGGGUCACCUUUGCAUCAAGCCUUGUUGUUUCUUCUGCAGCAUGAGAGAACCAGACGCAUCUCUCAGAAGGGCUGGAAUAGCGACCUGCUUCAGAGAAAUGCCUCAAGCUCAGGGAGAGAAUCAUCAUGAACACGUGUUGGUGCUGAGUGGACUAUGGCACAUCGCAAUGAGCCAACCCAACGACUCAGAGUUCCCAUCCCUCGGCAUAUUCAAGUGCAUGGCAAGUCUAAUCCACAAAGGCAUAAACGACAGACACUGGCUUCUCACAAAUCAAAACAUAUACAUACCCUAUUACGCUGCUCACAUCAUUGGCUCUUACACAAUGAACAAGGAGGAGUUUGCACAAAAAGCCGUGCAAUCAGGUGUGAUACCCCCAUUAUUGGACUUGCUUAGUGGGAAAAUCAGUUGGGUUGAGCAAAGAGUUGCUGUUAGAGCACUUGGUCACUUGGCCAGUUACAAAAGCACUUUCGAAUCAGUAGCACAGCACGAACAAGAAGUGGUGAAACUGGCCUUGAAAUUGGCUUCAACUUGUUUACAAGUGGUCUAUGUUGACUUCGUAGCUUUGAAGGAAAACAAAAGGCUCGAGUACCACAGAAACUUGAUGACCAGAGGGGUUGGGGAUUUGGAGAUGGAGAAUCGCAAGGCAGAGGAAUGGGCUAGCCAGCUUCAGUGUUGGUCUCUUUACCUUCUGAAUUGCUUUGCUUGCAAAGAUAGGUCUUUGGAUCUCAUUUGCAAAAAAGUGUUUCUCAAGGACUUAUGUGAUAUGUGGGGUGGGUUGAUAAGUCACACGUCACCAGCAGGGGUUGGACUGAUAAGAAUCUUGUGUUAUAGCAAAGUAGGAAGGAAAAACAUUGCUGAAUUACCAAAAGUUGUGAACACUCUAGGCAACCUUUCAAGAUCUUCAGAUGAUUGGCAGUAUAUAGGUAUCGAUUGUCUUCUUCUGCUUCUCAAGGACCCAGAUACGAGGUACAAAGUUCUUGAUGUUGCUGCUUCUUACCUUGUUGAUUUGAUUGAACUUAGAAGCCUUGGGGAUAAAUCCAACGUGGGUGAGACCAUCUCAAAGGUUCUCCUGAAUUUGAAACCUAACAGAGAAAAAGUUGGAGCAGCAUUAUUGCAAGAGGUGGUGGAUAGGAGGAACAAGGAGAAGCUGCUCUCGGAGGAAAAGUUAGAGGAAACAAGGGUUUUGGUGAGUUUGAUAAAGCAGCAAGCGAACCACAUGUUCAGGUUGGGAGAGGUUGAAGAGGCAUUGUUGAAAUACUCUGAAGCGCUCGGUGUUUGUCCCUUGAGGUUUAGAAAAGAGAGAAUGGUGAUAUAUAGUAACAAAGCGCAGUGUCAUAUUCUUCUUAAGAACGCAGAUUCUGCGAUCAGUGACUCAACGCGUGCUCUUUGCCUGUCCAACCCAGCAAACACUCACAGGAAAAGCCUUUGGAGGAGGUCACAGGCAUAUGAUAUGAAAGGAAUGGCGAAAGAGAGCCUCAUGGACUGCAUAAUGUUCAUUAACAUGACCAUGCGUGUGAAGAUUCCUUACCACGCAGCGCGCAUGAUCUCCAAACACAUGGAGGCCACGUGGCUCUUUGCCACUGCUCGCUCGAAGGUGGAAAAAACAACGCAAGAAUUGAACCAAGUUGGCGGGGAUAAUGAGAACGGUGGCAACCAUGAAGAGCAACCGCGUGAUCAUAAGGCGAAGAUGAUGAUGAUGGAAAACAGAUACAACAAUCUCUUACACGGUCUGUCAACCAUUAUUGAAGAACCUUUUCACGCAAAAGAAGCUGGUAGGAGAAAGAUGGAAAGGGCGAGAAGGAGAUUCAACAAAGGUGUUGUGGCUGGACCAACGUAAGUCAAAUUAAAUGGCUAGCUUGUUAGAUGCGGAGGAAGAGAAUCUUGUGCCACCUAGCUAGCUCCCAGAUAACUUUCGUCACUGCCCACUAGGUUAGACAUAUACAUAUAAAUACUUUAUCAGUGGCAGGUAAUUAGAAAUCCAACUAACAAGGCUCUCUAAACUAUUUUGCAUAUUCAAAGUGGUAAAUGAUGCAUGAUGGAAUAGCCAAUUAUAAAAGAAUGGCGUGACCGAUAUAACCCAGCAUCAGGCAGGGAAAUGGAGAGGACCACAUCUCCAUUUUUAAUAUAAUACUAUAUUGUAACUCAUUGCUCGAAUUAAAAAUACCCAACAACAAUAUUAGUACCACACAGACCAAAGCAUUCCCAGUGUUGAUCAGAAGUUCGUAACUUCGUAUAUGAAUUGCAAAAAUUUAAUGGA
Messenger RNA from Glycine soja, 2467 nucleotides. RefSeq lists its product as uncharacterized. The coding region runs from base 134 to 2047 and encodes 637 amino acids. The transcript has 2 exons. The record is from RefSeq and is a predicted model, not a curated record. NCBI's taxonomy places the organism in Eukaryota, Viridiplantae, Streptophyta, Magnoliopsida, Fabales, Fabaceae. Gene Ontology annotation, molecular function: protein binding.